UCGUCAUCGUCAAACCAACAGUGAUUCCUACUCCUCUAACCUAACCCUAGAGAAUCACAACCGCAUUUCAAAUCCUCCUCCUCUUCCUCCUCCUCCUCAUCCUCGAUUUCCCGCGUUGGAUUCCCUAACCUCCUUUGCCGGAAGAUUAGGUCGCUCGUGUUCGUUGCGCUCUCGGGUGUUCGAAAUCUGAUUCUUGUUGUUGUUGUCGUCGUUGCGUUGGAUUGGAUUGAUCGGCUGUUUGGAUUGGGCCGGACCGGAUCCAAUUCGCGCAUGAGCUGAGAAGGAGAGGAGCCUGUGAUGCGAGAUACGGAACCCUAAGAUUGCAUCAUCCGCCAUCCCAUGUUGAGCUCUUGUUGCUCUCACUCUCUAUCCCUUCGCCCCCUGGUUUCGCCUUCCGUCGUUCGGUUUAGGGUUCCAGCCAGACCGGCCUCGUCGCUCGCACUCUCGCUCUCGCGCAGCUCUGGGGUCUCAGGUUCGCGCUGCAAUUGCGCCAGAAAUAAUUGGAAGAUUUCUUGCUUCAGGGACCAGAGUUUCUCUCCAGAUAGUCAACAAUUCAAAUUCAUUGAAAAUGCUCUGCCAGAAGAACGUACCGAGCCUGAAUUGAAUACUGAAGUCACUGUUCAGAAGGACUGGAAAGCAAAAUUUAGAGAGGCUGUAAAUGCAUUAUUCAGAGCAAUUGGAAGGCCUUGGACAGUGCCCUGGACAGCAGAGACAGUGUUAAAGGUUAUGGUUCUUUGGGUUACCUCAUUCUGGUUUAUAGGGACAUGGCUGGUUCCUUUCGCGGUGCAUAUAGCAGGUUUCAGCAAGGAAUCUUUGACUUUCAGAGGGCAGGCACUCUAUAGCCUCUUGACGGAUGUGACUGAAGGCAUUGCCGGAAUUUUGAUCCUACACCGCUGCCUCUCACGGUUUUAUCCCCUCCCGUCUGAUUGGUUUCGUUUCAGUCUAAAAGGCAAGUGGCAGUUUGACGUCGCGCUUGGGUGCCUCUUGUUUCCUCUGGUCAAUCGCCUCUCACAAAUCAACCUUGAUCUAUUACCGAUUCUCCCCUCCACACCCGUAACACUAUCAAGUGUUGAACAGUCAAUUUUGGCACGGGAUCCGAUUGCGAUGGCACUUUAUGCACUUGUAGUAACAGUUUGUGCUCCUGUAUGGGAAGAAAUAGUGUUCCGGGGUUUCCUUCUUCCUUCGCUUACAAAAUACAUGCCUGUGUGGUGUGCAAUACUGGUGAGCUCAGUCGCCUUUGCUUUAGCGCAUUUUAAUGGACAGAGGAUGCUUCCGCUCAUCUUUCUCGGGGUGGUGAUGGGUCUUCUCUUUACACGGUCAAGGAACUUAUUACCAUCCAUGCUAUUGCAUAGCCUCUGGAAUGCUUUUGUUUUCUUAAGUUUAAUGAGAUAGCCUGUAGCUUUGCAUGUAAAUUAGUGAUCAAUCAGUAAAAUUUUUAUCCAAACGUUAAUUUUGUCCAGGGUUGAUGUGCAAACUCACCCUAGUUUGCAAAAUAAUAGCAGUGUCUUCCUGAAA
Messenger RNA from Rhodamnia argentea, 1515 nucleotides. RefSeq lists its product as uncharacterized. NCBI's taxonomy places the organism in Eukaryota, Viridiplantae, Streptophyta, Magnoliopsida, Myrtales, Myrtaceae. Gene Ontology annotation, biological process: CAAX-box protein processing. The record is from RefSeq and is a predicted model, not a curated record. The coding region runs from base 340 to 1392 and encodes 350 amino acids. Gene Ontology annotation, cellular component: membrane. The transcript is spliced from 4 exons. Gene Ontology annotation, molecular function: metalloendopeptidase activity.